Messenger RNA from Tinamus guttatus (white-throated tinamou), 1541 nucleotides. It is a transcript of the gene ALDH8A1, whose product is annotated as aldehyde dehydrogenase 8 family member A1. Gene Ontology annotation, biological process: retinoic acid metabolic process. Gene Ontology annotation, molecular function: retinal dehydrogenase (NAD+) activity. The record is from RefSeq and is a predicted model, not a curated record. Lineage: Eukaryota; Metazoa; Chordata; Aves; Tinamiformes; Tinamidae.
AACUACUAAUCUAAACUGACACCUCUUAGGAAAAAAAUCAUAGAUAAAGCAAGCUACUAACCAUGUCUUCCUCAAAGACUCUUUUAGUGCUGGAAAACUUUAUAGCUGGCAGAUUUGUUCCCUGUUCGUCCUACAUAGACUCCUAUAAUCCGUCAACAGGAGAUGUCUACUGCAGGGUGCCAGACAGUGGCAAAGAAGAGGUGGAAGCUGCUGUCAGAGCUGCCAAAGAUGCCUUCCCAAUUUGGUCCUCAAAAAGUCCAUGGGAAAGAUCUCAGAUCCUGAACAAACUGGCAGACCUGAUUGAACAGGAUCUAGAAGCAUUUGCACAAGCCGAGUCAAAGGAUCAGGGCAAAACUAUAGCAUUUGCUAGGACAGUGGACAUCCCGCGGGCAGUGUACAACCUCCGCUUCUUCGCCUCUUCCGUCCUUCACCGCACGGCGGAGUGCGCCGCGGCGGCAGCCGGGGGCUGCCUGCACUACACCUCGAGGACACCCGUCGGGGUCGCUGGUUUAAUCAGUCCUUGGAAUUUGCCACUAUACUUGUUGACAUGGAAAAUAGCUCCUGCCAUUGCAUGUGGAAAUACUGUGGUUGCCAAGCCAAGUGAGAUGACAUCCGUCACAGCUUGGAUGAUGUGUAAGCUCUUUGAAAAAGCAGGAAUGCCACAUGGGGUGGUGAACGUGGUGUUUGGAACGGGCUCCAAGGCAGGAGAAGCCAUCGUGUGCCAUCCCGACGUGCCGCUGAUCUCCUUCACCGGGAGCACGCUCACGGCCCAGCGUAUCACAGAGAAAAGUGCUCCUCAUUGCAAAAAGCUUUCGCUGGAGCUGGGAGGUAAAAAUCCUGCCCUCAUCUUUGAUGACGCUGACUUGAGCCAAUGUGUCCCUGCCACGGUGCGGUCCAGCUUUGCCAACCAGGGUGAGAUCUGUCUCUGCACCUCCAGGAUCUUUGUUCAGAAGGGCAUAUAUAAUGAGUUUUUGAAGAGGUUUGUAGCAGAGACUAAGAAGUGGAAGGUUGGAAACCCUUCAGAUCCUACUGUCAACGUGGGAGCACUCAUAAGUAAAGAGCAUCUCGAAAAGGUAAGGAAUUAUGUGAAGAAAGCUCAGGCUGAAGGAGCCAAGAUCCUCUGUGGAGAGGGAGUGGAUUCCUUAACUCUCUCAGCUGGCAACCAGAAAGGAUAUUUCAUGCUGCCCACAGUUAUUACAGAAAUCAAGGAUGAAUCUUGUUGCAUGCAAGAAGAGAUCUUUGGUCCUGUAACAUGUGUGGUAGCGUUUGAUACAGAAGAGGAAGCGAUUGAAAGAGCCAAUGGUGUCAAAUAUGGCUUGGCAGCCACUGUGUGGUCCAGCAAUGUGAGCCGCGUUCACCGGGUGGCACAAAGACUCCAGUCUGGGUUGGUGUGGACCAACUGCUGGCUUGUUAGAGACCUGAAUUUGCCAUUUGGUGGGAUGAAGGCCUCGGGUGUAGGAAGGGAGGGAGCAAAAGAUUCCUAUGAAUUCUUCACUGAGGUCAAAACCAUCACAAUAAAGCACUGACACAUGUCAAUGGAA